Messenger RNA from Oikopleura dioica, 612 nucleotides. The record is from the annotation of a GenBank genome assembly. NCBI's taxonomy places the organism in Eukaryota, Metazoa, Chordata, Appendicularia, Copelata, Oikopleuridae.
AUGCCUGUGAAGCUCUGCACCGAAGUCGGCUUCAAAGGCGACAAGAAAAAGUUCAGUGGGGCUGUCGACAAUCUCGCGAAGAGGCAAUUCUAUGGACAAGUCAAAUCUGUUAUGAUUGAUGGCAAUAGACCUUGGGUCUUCUGCGCCGACUUUGAUUUCCGUGGAAAGGCGGCUUUGAUUGAGCCUGGAGAGCAUGCUGAUAUUUCCUCGAUCUGCAACUUCAAAGUCAAGUCGAUGUGCGAGCUGAUAGAUACCGACCGAGAAAAGCAAGGAAAGCUUGAAAUCGUCGUUGAAGAUGCCGAAAUGAGCGUCACUGUGCAAAUCGUUACCACAACAACUGAUUCCACCGCAGAAUUUGUCUUUCAAAAGAGACCCAAGCCUGAGCAAACUGAGCAGCCUCAGGACUACAAGGUGAAAGCGAGAUUAGAAGUGACCGGUGGAACUUGGCUACUUUUCUCCGAGCAAGGCUGGAAAGGCGACCUAGCUGUAGUGACUACUUCUAACAACGGACGGCGAAUGAGUUUUGGUCAGCUGGCGACCGUUCGUUCCGCCAAAAAAACUCUCCUUCCUCGAUUAAAAUCAUCAUCAGCAUAUCAUAUCGGGCCGGGUUGA